AUGGAUAUGAACCUCAGCAUGCAGACCAGGGCUGUGCCUUCCUCAAACGACACCGGCAUUCAUGACGUCGGGGACAUUACAAACUCGUCCCGGCUGGGUGUAUAUCAGCACCUCCCGAAUGAAAUCCUGCUGCAGAUCAUCUUGAACUUGAUCCCUCGCGGCGGCCUCUGUAUAUCGAAUCACCCGGACCACAACUCGGAUUUCGCCACGAUUGCAUCCCUUUUGCGCGUCAACCGAGCGAUUCACGAUGAGAUGCUGCGUCGCAUAUUCAGCCUCCCGUUACAUGUUCGCAUUCUAAGCGGUGGCCACUGUCGCUGCCUCUUCGGGACGCCGCCUUUCCCCAAGACGCGCUUGGGAAGGGUCACUGUCCUCCCACUGAGAAGAUUCUCCGAGGUCGUGGUGACGUUUGUGCCUCAGGUACUCACGGCGCCGUGCGGGAACCGGAUCCAGACGCCAUGGCCUGUCGAUUCGCUCACGGGCGAGAGAGGCGCGCGGAAGUUCCGACUCGACAUACGGUGCAUCGCGCGCCAGUCUGACGGCGUCGCAGAAGCGAUGGUCAGACACCCAGACGUCCGAUCUGGAGCCUCUUCUCGCUUCAGGUUCAGGUUCGAUGGGUCCAAGGGGGUCGACGAGGCGAACAGAUUGAGGGAAAUACCUCUGUGGGAGAUCGAGCCGCUCCAGAUGACGCUGGACAAGUGGCGUCGGGUUGCUACUCCGGUGGGUACAGUCCCGCUACAUCAGAUAGACAUGCCCGAGAGUCUUGUGACUGGAGUCGUUGCGGUCUUCAAGCUGCACGAAGGUCGUCUCACGAGUGUACGUCCUCUAGACGAGUGCUCGAAUGCCGUCGCUCGCUGCUGGAAGGGUUUCUGGCUCGGCUUCAGAUUUGAGCUCCCUCUACACAUUGACGAGAGACCGUGGCGCUCGCGCUUAUUCAACCGUCGCUUCAUCAUUACCACGAGAAGCAGGACCGGGGCGAGUGGGGAUGAGCCACAGCUUGAAGCGGAAGCCUUUGUACAAGGAACGCUGUCAUUCUGA
Molecule: messenger RNA, 1035 nt
Organism: Fonsecaea nubica
Lineage: Eukaryota; Fungi; Ascomycota; Eurotiomycetes; Chaetothyriales; Herpotrichiellaceae
Exons: 1
Coding region: 1-1035 (344 amino acids)
Source: RefSeq, a predicted model, not a curated record